AAUUGCUCAAUGGCAACAGACGAGCGUUAGUUGAAUCGGUGACGCCACAAACCUGAAAUAUUGUACACUCAGUUCAAGUUAGUGCGACAAACAAACAAACCGUUUUCAAACAUAGAAAAACGUGCAAAUUAAUACAGUACACUCAGUGCGCAUUAAAUUUGGCAAUCGAAAGCGCUAUCACAUGUUGCGCAUGACAUGUUACUAUCGAAACUUUUGAUAAAUUUCGAUAGUUUCACGUUUCACUUCUAAACUAUCGAUACUUCUCGACCUAUAUUUAUUUGGUAUUUUUGUUUAACUAUUUUUGUCUUUUGUUGAUGAAUGAAAUGAUAAUACUGAUAUUAUUAUCAAUAUAUUGGUAUUAACACAGUUUGUAUUAAUAUACCGCGAGUAUUCGGGCGAAUACCUACCUACUAUAGGUAUAUUUAUAUUUUGUAUAGUCCUUAGGAAACAAGUGAAAUAAAACAUAAACUUGCAAAACAUGGACGAGACCCAGACCCAAGUAAACAAACAAGUGGAUAAUUCCAUCGAAUACUUCAAGAAAAUUUGUCGGGUAUGUCUGGUACCUUCCGAGAAUUUAUGUCCAAUUAUUAAUGUGGUAUUCAAUCACAAAAACAUAGAGAAAGAGGUGUCUUGCACCUUGACUGAGGUAUUCAAUAAGUAUUGUGAUGUGGUAAAAGAUGCCUACCUCAAACCCCAAAAUAUUUGUGAACUAUGCUUGGAUUUGACAUCUAAGGCUUUCAGUGCUUUCGAAUUAUUCAAUGCAUCAAAUGCACGUUUGGAUAAUAUAAUUGCACAAACAAAACUCAAUGAACACAAUUCUGUGAUUGAAAUUGAUUUAUUAUCAGAAGCAAGUGAUGGUAAUCAAGAAUUUGAUCCAACAGGUAGCAAUAUUGAAAUAGAUGAUGAAGAUGAUGAUGUUAGAAGUGAAACAGGUGAUGAUGAUGAUGAUGAUGAAAUAGAUGGCACAGGAUCUAGACACAUAAAUAGAAGUUUAGAUAAAUCGACUUUAUCGGAGAAACAGAAAACAAUGUUUGAGGCUACCAAAAAAGAAAUACUAUCAAGGAUCCAACGUGAAGCCCAAAUUUUCAGAUGUAAUCUUUGCGACAGUGGCCUACUGACAGGCAUAGAGGUCGUUAUUGAACAUAUGAAGGAUGAACACCCUUUGGAAAAACAGUGUAUCUUGUGCCUAAAAACGUUUCCAACACAAUCAUGCGCUCUCAGCCAUGUUAAUUCAUUCCACUCAAAUAAAAAUGAAAAUCUUCCUCUUUGUAGAAAAUGUAACAAGUUUUUUAAGAAUCAAGAAGCUUUGGACGAGCACAUGGAAAGUGAGGAACAUAAAAACUACAAUUUUCAAUGUAUAUGUCAUUUUUGUAAAAAAAUAUUUAAUAGAGGAAUUUUGCUGAAGAGGCACAUUUUAGAAGUUCAUUUUAAAAAGCACAAUAAGUCAGGGACGUGCCCAAAAUGUGGAGUUGCCUUCAAACAUAAAGAGAAUCUAAACAGUCAUGUUUGUGCUUAUGAACAUAUCGAAAAUGCCAAAGCAGCAUGUUUGCUGUGUUCUAAAUGUGGUCAUGAUUUUCCAUCAGAACAUCUUCUCAAAUUACACCAGAAAAAUCAACACAGCAGACCACUGAAGUGUGACUACUGUUCAGAAAUGUUCCAAGCACCCAGCGCAUAUUUCAAACACAGAAUUUCACAUCCCGAGUGCACUGACAUUGUCUGUCCGCUUUGCUGUCAAGUCUCAGAAAACCUUGCAGAAUAUAAAAUGCAUCGUUUGGAGAAUCAUACCGAACAUGUUUGUCACAUAUGCAAUAAGGGUUUUCACAAAGAAUGUACUAUGACUCAACAUUUACGAACUCAUUCAUCGAACCAACUGUUUGAAUGUCACCUUUGCCCACAAAAAUUCAAAUACAAAAGCAGUUUGACACUACACAUAAAUGAGCACAUCAACAGACCAUCUUACGCCUGCAACUAUUGUGAUAAAACCUUUAAACGGCAAAGACUGCUCCGAAUACAUAAAACAGUUGUGCACAAGAAUGUGAAAAAAUUCAAGUGCAGAAAAUGCGACAAAGCGUUUACUAAUAAUUGGGCCCUACAUUCGCACUUGCGACUACAUAUGGGCUUUAAACCAUUUUCGUGUCCCUUCUGUACCAUGGUCUUUGUGGACACCACCAACAGGCACCGGCACGUUAAGAAAAUUCAUCCGGAUAAAAUGGACGAUUUCGAAUCCUAUAAGCAAACUUAUCAGAGUGAAGAAGUUAGAAUAGUCAAUUCGAUUCCAAUAACAUCUAUCGACCGGUCUAGUGGGGAUGAAGAGGAUACAAAUGACCUAGAAGACGAGGAUGACACUGAAAUGAUAACGAUUGAAGAGGAAGAAGAAGAAGAGGAAGAAAUAAUUCAUAUUAAAAAUGAAGACAUGGAAAGUGAUGUCCAGGAAAAUGAUUUAAGUGAUAAUUAAAUUAAUUGAUGUUUUCUUU
This is a messenger RNA of Ceutorhynchus assimilis (cabbage seed weevil), 2474 nucleotides long. The record is from the annotation of a GenBank genome assembly. NCBI's taxonomy places the organism in Eukaryota, Metazoa, Arthropoda, Insecta, Coleoptera, Curculionidae.